UUAUGUUUACCUUCUCACCUUAUCAUCAAAAUGAGAAACGAAUGAUUCAUAGAUAACCAAAAGCCACAAUCAUUUAUUCACUAAUAUUUAUCUUUUUUCUGCACUUUCUCUUUUGUUUUUUUCAUUACUUUGAUCAUCACUUUCCUUUUCUUUAGACGGCUCUCCCUUUUCUCUUUUUUCUUGAUUUUUGUUCGGUUUCAAGUUAAAUGGCGUCUGAUGAGAAUUCGAACAUGGUUUUUUACGAUGAUUAUGAUCAUGAUACUGAUGAUGGGUACUCUGAUCAUCAGCUGCCACAUCAACAUAAUUUGUCAAGAUUAUCAGUGUGUACUAGUUCUAUGCACACAAAUGAAGAUGAUGAUUAUCAAGAUUGUGAUGGAAUGAAGAUGUUCAUGUCAAGAUUAUCUAUAGAGAGCUUUGAUGCAGAUGAGGAACUCUCUGAUGAUGAGAAAGAAGGGGUCAUAAGCAUGCUUGAUCUUUCAUCGGACUCUGAUAAAGAACCUGGCUGCUACUCACUUCCAGCAACCCCGCCUCGCCGGAGGAACCGUGGUGGUGGUGGAGUGGUGAAGCUCCGAGAUGUUGUAGGAGGAAAAGAGUAUGCUAGUGAAAAUGAAGCUCAAAAGGGUAACCAUACGAGAAAGAAUUCGAGAAGGAAAAGGAGGGUCAUAAGAGAAAGAUGGAUAGACAGUGAUAAUAACAAUAAUAAGAGUGAUAAAAAGAAAGAAGAGGAGAGCAUUGGUUUGGGUAUGUGUAAUUAUUACGGAAACGGUAAUAGCUUUAGUGGAGAGAGUGAAAAUGGAGGUGUGGUGGUGAUAACAAGGCCAAAAGGAGGAAAGAGGGCAUUGUGCAUGGACUUGGAUGAAGUGAAAGCUUGUAGAGAUCUUGGGUUUGAAUUAGAGCACGAGCGUAUGCUUGAGAUGCCUAGUCGAGUCUCACUUUCAGGAUCUACCCUUGAUACUAGUAGUGGUGGCAAUUCACCUAUUGCCAAUUGGCGCAUUUCUAGCCCUGGUGAUGAUCCAAGAGAUGUCAAGGCCAGGCUAAAGGUAUGGGCACAAGCAGUGGCACUUGCAUCUACGUCUAAACACGGCUGCUUCUGAAUUCUGACUCCUAACGUUUGCGGAUACUAAUCCAUACGUUUUUCUUUUGGUUUUGUUUUGUGGGUGUAGAUAGACAUUUUCCUACCUAUAAGGAAAAAGAAAAAGAAAAAAGCAGCUUCUUCUAUAAUCUUCAUUUUGUUUACUAGUUUGGGUGGAUUCGGAAAUUGAGGUUGGACUCAAUUUUGUUAUAGUAGAACAAGAGCUAUCCUUUUUGAAGGUUAUCUUGAUUUUGUUUUCUAGAUUUUGGUAUAGGGAUUUCAGGGUCAGACUGCAGAGUCUCACCGGUUCCCUUCUCUGUACAUGUUUCCACUGUUGUAAAUAGCGCAUGGUGAGGGGGUGUUGGAGGCAUGCUGUCUGACUUAAAAAACACUAGAUUAUUAUAUUUGUUACCGAGUUUCAAUUGAUUUGAGUGAUUAUAGCACUGGGAGUGAGAUCCUGUUAUAACAGGAAAAAGAAAGUCAAGUUUUUUUGGAUUU
Messenger RNA from Ricinus communis (castor bean), 1570 nucleotides. RefSeq lists its product as uncharacterized. Bases 207 to 1094 code for a protein of 295 amino acids. The record is from RefSeq and is a predicted model, not a curated record. The transcript is spliced from 2 exons. NCBI's taxonomy places the organism in Eukaryota, Viridiplantae, Streptophyta, Magnoliopsida, Malpighiales, Euphorbiaceae.